This is a messenger RNA of Cavia porcellus (domestic guinea pig), 7210 nucleotides long. RefSeq names its product TNF receptor associated factor 6 (gene Traf6). The transcript has 7 exons. Gene Ontology annotation, biological process: regulation of canonical NF-kappaB signal transduction; lipopolysaccharide-mediated signaling pathway; tumor necrosis factor-mediated signaling pathway. Bases 236 to 1867 code for a protein of 543 amino acids. NCBI's taxonomy places the organism in Eukaryota, Metazoa, Chordata, Mammalia, Rodentia, Caviidae. Gene Ontology annotation, molecular function: tumor necrosis factor receptor binding; zinc ion binding; ubiquitin protein ligase activity. The record is from RefSeq and is a predicted model, not a curated record.
CUCUGGCUGCCCAGGGAGAGCGGAGAAGGCGGAAGCAGUGGAGUCCGUACCCGGGGCCAGGUUCCCGGUGCUCCGCGUAGCCAACAGCUGCGGCGGCCUGCGGGCCGGAGCUUGGUAUCCGGCCGCCUCCCCUCGGAACCCCGCGUGCAUCUUCCCUCGGCGCCUCGGCCGACGCAGCCCCGCCUGCCGUGUUCGCACCCCGCGCGCUCCAGCGAGCACUUGAUAAUCCGUUACUAUGAGUCUGUUAAACUGUGAAAACAGCUGUGGAUCCAGCCAGUCUGAGAGUGACUGCUGCACUGCCAUGGCCAGCUCCUGCAGCACUGCAGCAAAGGAUGACAGUGUGAGCGGGAUGACCAGCACCAGCACAGGGACCCUGUCCGGCUCCUUCAUGGAAGAGAUCCAGGGGUACGAUGUGGAGUUCGACCCGCCCCUGGAGAGCAAGUACGAGUGCCCUAUCUGCUUGAUGGCUCUGCGGGAAGCCGUGCAGACGCCCUGUGGCCAUAGGUUCUGCAAAGCCUGCAUCAUCAAAUCAAUAAGGGAUGCAGGUCACAAAUGUCCCGUUGACAAUGAAAUUCUACUGGAAAAUCAACUAUUUCCUGACAAUUUUGCAAAACGAGAGAUUCUUUCUCUCAUGGUGAAAUGUCCAAAUGAAGGCUGCUUGCACAAGAUGGAACUGAGGCAUCUUGAGGAUCAUCAAGCACAUUGUGAGUUUGCUCUUAUUAAUUGUCUCCAAUGCCAACGCCCAAUUCAAAAAUGCCAGCUUAAUAUUCAUAUCCUCAAGGACUGUCCAAGAAGACAAGUUUCUUGUAUAAACUGUGCUGUAUCCAUGGCAUUUGAAGAAAAAGAGAUCCAUGACCAGAACUGCCCUUUGGCAAAUGUCAUCUGUGAAUACUGCCACACCGUGCUCAUCAGAGAACAGAUGCCUACUCACUAUGACCUAGACUGUCCUACGGCCCCAGUCCCAUGCACCUUCAGUACUUUUGGUUGCCAUGAGAAGAUGCAGAGGAAUCACUUGGCACGACACCUACAAGAGAAUACCCAAUCGCACAUGAGAAUGCUGGCCCAGGCUGUUCAUAGUUUAAACCUUGCUUUAACUCCCGCGCCUCCGCGUGAUAUGCUGCCAUAUGAUUCUGCCUCUCUGUCCCGGGUUUCCUCUGGGUGCCACUCAGAGGUCCAGAAUUUCCAGGAAACCAUUCAACAAUUAGAGGGUCGCCUUGUAAGACAAGACCAUCAAAUCCGGGAGCUAACAGCUAAGAUGGAAACUCAGUGUACGUAUGUAAGUGAGCUUAAACGAACUAUUCGAACCCUCGAGGACAAAGUUGCGGAAAUCGAAGCACAACAGUGCAAUGGGAUUUACAUUUGGAAGAUUGGCAACUUCGGGAUGCACUUAAAGUCUCAGGAAGAGGAGAAGCCUGUUGUCAUCCAUAGCCCUGGAUUCUACACAGGCAAACCUGGGUACAAACUGUGCAUGCGCCUGCACCUUCAGUUACCAACUGCUCAGCGCUGUGCAAACUAUAUAUCCCUGUUCGUCCACACAAUGCAAGGAGAGUAUGACAGCCACCUCCCUUGGCCCUUCCAGGGGACAAUACGGCUUACAAUUCUCGAUCAGUCUGAAGCACCAGUAAGGCAAAACCAUGAAGAGAUAAUGGAUGCCAAACCAGAGCUGCUAGCCUUCCAGCGGCCCACAAUCCCACGGAACCCAAAAGGUUUUGGCUAUGUAACUUUCAUGCACCUGGAAGCCCUGAGACAAAGAACCUUCAUUAAGGACGAUACGUUACUAGUGCGCUGUGAAGUUUCUACCCGCUUUGACAUGGGUGGCCUUCGAAAGGAGGGUUUUCAGGCACGAAGUACUGAUGUAGGGGUGUAGCAUCCCUUCAUUCGUCUAAAAAGAAGAACUGUAUUGAAAAAUAAUGGCUUUCCUUGCCUUGUAUUUGAGAAAAAUAUGCAAACAAAGAGAAAGAAACAGUGGGGAAAAGGUAAUACCAGUGAAUGUUCUUGAAGAGACACUUGCUGCAUCUUCCUGUUACAUACGUAAGGCACUUUUCCCUAGGAAUCUACAUACUUCAUGCCUUUUCAGAAAUGUUACAUUUGAAGUGCUCUGGGCAGCAGCGACCACUUUGUGAGUUAGUGUACCUCUUUGUUGUACUUUUACGGUCGCCCCAGUGUAUUUGCUGUCAAACAAUGACAACAAAAACCCAGCAUGUACUGCUAACGCUCAAACCUCUCAUAAUAAUGGGUUUUGCUUAAAAACCUGGCUUAUUUUUGUGGUAUCCUAUGAAAUAUAUUAAAUGUGAGAUCACUACUGCCUAUGCUAUUGCCAGUGAAAGAGUGACUGCUCCGGAAAGAUAAGUUCUCAUUUUAUUUGAUGUCCUGCAUUUCAGAGGAUUUUAAGCAUAAUCCUUAGAAACUUUAAGUUCUCAUUCACCCCGUUCCUUUCCUCCUUAUGUUUACCAAUACUCAGGGACUAGUUUAAAUCCUGAGUGUGGACUUACUUGUUGUGAACAUGUCUGUUAAGUAACUUGUGUAAGUGUCUGAUUCCGCCUUGGUUAUGUCCUUCCCUGAGGUCAUCUGUGGUAUCUCCAGGGUUUCCAAUGCCGAGUCCCGCGUAUCCCCCAGCGGCUGGCUCAGUGUUGCUCUGCAGAACCCUUUUGGUCUGUUCAGUAGAAAGUAAAUUCCGCAGCCCUGCCCAUGUCUUCUGUUUGUUUUGUGCUCACAAAAUCACAAACAUAAGAAUCAAAAGAAACCAUUAUGGCAUCUCACUGGUGAUGGAAGCUAUAUGAGCCAGAAACGUUUCAGCCCUUCUGAUGACCCUUUAGUUUUAUUUCAGGGAUUCAAAAUUGAUUUCCUAAAAACAAAUUUUUUAAAUUUAAGCAAUGUUUGGCGGCACAGAGGAAGUUAAACCAAGGUUGGAAGUCAGAGAGGUAGUAUCCCAGCACAGCCUCCCUGAGUAGGGUGCUUUAGUCCAGUAGGUUCUGAGGAGGGUUCUGUAGAGUGUGUUGCAGUGGGCACAUGUUCCCGGUAGGGAGAAGACAUAUACAUGCCAUAAUGUGUUUGUUAACAGCCUAUAUGCAAUAAAAUACUGUGGUAUCUAGUUUUCAGGUGGUCAGAUAAGUAGCAUGAGUAUUUAUAAAGAAUCAAAAGGACCCACCCACUACUGUUUUACACAAGAUUAUUCAAAGUUUCUGGUAAUGAGAAAUAGUAUUACAUGUCCCAAGAGCCCAAAUCAGAACCCCAGCCAGCAUUCAAGAUCUGUCUUCCUUUCAGGAGGAAGCUCAGAGUCCUUGUAUGUGGAGAGGAGUCUGAUUUUUCAUCCCAAAUAACUAUAGCAAGUAUCAUUGUGACCUUUCCUUGUGUUUUUCUCUCCACUCCCUUAGUGUCCCAUUCAGUGUGAAGGUUCUUGCUCUUGUCACACAGUGACGGUGUUAGGAAAAGACCUUGUUCCCCGCACCACGUGACUACCACUGGCUCACCCAUCACUAGUUACCAGCCUGUUUCCUGCCAGGUUGUGUCCUUUAGCUGUUUUUUCCAAACAGCUCCUGAGAAUGAUUGCAGCUCCGCCACCUAAGUAGGAACACCUGUGCUGCUGCUACCCGAUAAUUGUUUGUCAGUCAAUAAAUAAUCAAACUCCAUAUAAAAAGUAAACAAGAGUUAGUUCUGUGUUUGCAUAGAAAUAGCCUGAAGAAAAUAUCCUAAAUUAUUUCGGAUGGCUUAUUUUUUGUGCAUUCUUGUGCUUUUCACAUUUUCUACAGUACUUUUAUCAGAAAAGAAAAUUAAUUGUUGCCACAAGCGCUGAGUUCCUAUUUGAAAAAGGAAGUGAUAUUUAAAAGCUUCCUGGUUAAAUUUCUAUUAAAAGCAUGUCUCUGUGAUAGGUACUAAGAGGAGUCAUUUCCUCCCUUGGUUGUGUUCUUUUUUAAUUUAUUUAUUUAUUUUUGCUCAUUUAGAAACUUUAAAGACAGCUACUUGCAUAGCCUUAACUUUUCAUAGCUUCCAACUUCCCAUCUCUAAAGGAAGUUGGGCUGAAUGUUUCUAAGGUCCCCUAGCCAUUAAAGUUCUAUCUUACAAAACUGAGUUUUAACCCAAAGAACGUUGAUAAUACCAAUCAAAGAGUUUUACCAGUGAAAACUUGCUUCACCUUUCUCUUUGCUGACACUGACGUUUUACUUCAACUCAGUGUCCAUCAUCUGGCUCACCUCUUCUUUUAUUAAAGUGAAUGAUUUUUGUAAUUCCCAACAUUGAGUAUUUUGUAAUAAACAGGUUGUUUUAUACUAGUCAUUUGCUGUUGUAGAUACAAACUAGAUCCAAUUUUCAGCAGUCUUUCAAAUAGAAAGUUUUUCAUAAGAUUCAACUUGGAAUCAGGUCUGAACCUGGAAACUGGCAUCUUUGUGUUUGAAUCUCCUACCCCAUUCCUAAGCAACCUAGUUUCACCUGUUAUGUCUACACACAUUUGAACUGUGGAUUUAUAUUUUAUUAACCAUCUUUUAACAUAGUCAUCUUCACCACCAUUAAUGUUUUUAAAAGUGUUUACCCUUUUUCUAUGCUGCAGUUCAAACAUUUUGCUCUCAGAAAACACGUCUGGAUGCUGACUUGUAAUUUGGUAGUUUAUUACUGUUCUUUAUCUGUUGAAAUAGCAGCAGUUUCCAUCUAUACUAAAAUAUAAUUCAACUUUUACUUGGGGGACAAAGAAUACAAAAAGUGAAUUAGAAGGAAAAGUGGAUUUUCUUACCCUAAUGAAGGCCAAUAGUGAUGCUAAGUGAUCUCUAGCAGUUAAUUUUUGUGACUGUUAUAAAUUGCGUUCUUGGUUACUGGUUCUAUGCCAGUGAGUCUCGGGCAAACUAAGAACCUUCUUAUGAAUUAUGCAUGCAAUUAGCAUACAUUCUCCUUACUGAGGAGCAAUUGCUUGUCAUCCCUUUAUCUAGGGACUCCUGAAUUCUCUAGUGACUAAAAAACAUUUUUAAUGAUUAGAUUUUUCUAACUUACGACUUUGAAGUACUUUUACACGGAUUCAGUUACUAACACUGGUCUGCUCCUGGCUCAGUUAAAUUCUGUUCAUCAUUUUAUAUAAAAUGUCAUUAGGUUUGUGUGUGUGUGUGUGUGUGUGUGUGUGAUGCCUACUUCUCUGGAGGCCUUGAGGAAAAAGGAAUGGUAGUUUAUGUGUCUUUUGAAAUAAUGCUUUUUAAAUUCCCAGAUUCACACAGUAGCCUGUAGCUAGCUUCUUGGAUGCUGUCACUGUGCCUUUAAAAUGAAUUAGCACCUCCAGACUCUCAGUAUCUAGGAAGAUGGCCUCAUGAAACCAAUCUGAAUGGAUCUCAGCAGAUUAUAACCCAGUGCACUGCUUUUACAUUGAGUCAAAGACUGACACUUGACAGAAGUUGCCUAGUUGUUUCACUAAACAUCUCCAGUGUGUUACAGUUCCCCAUCUCACCUCUGCCUACAGAGGUGGAAGUCACAAUACAGUCAAACUAAAAAUAAUUCAGGAUCAGGAAAAGGUUUUUGUGGAGUAGGAAAUGAGGUGCUCCUUCUCCUGUCACUGCUUUGUCUGCGGGACGCUAGCCUCGCGUGGUAGAGGAGGGAAGGAAGGGAAUGCCGCUCUGCUCUGCAGAUUUGCGGCUCUGCAUGGAGCUCAGUCCUGCUGCUAGAAAGCCACCAAAGCCACGUUAACCAGUUAUUUCCAUGCCGGCCCCCCCGGGAAGGUAGAAUGUAGGGCAGGGACAGUGUUCUGGUCACUCAUCCGCCUCCUGUCCUUAGCACACAGAUAGACACGCAAACAUGUAGUAACAUUAAAUGAAGACAGGUUGAAACUGACCGGUUUCUAAUAGGUGUUGUAACUUCUAGGUUCACUAAGGCAUAGAUGUCACUCUCAACGUCUUCACUCAGCACUUUAUCAUGAAAUUUUUCAAACAUACAGGGAGGUUUAAAAUUGAGUGGACAUCUGUAACCUAGAAUGUACAAUAACAUUUUGCUGUAUUUGCGCUCCGGUAGAUACUCCUUUUCACUAGCUUUUAGGCUUUGGUUUCUCUUCUUUGGAGUAACUUGUUAUAUUUGUAACUAGCAGUGUAGUCCUCACUUUAAUUUUAAACUUUUAUGUAAAUGUUAGGCUGAAAUUUUAUUUAUUUUGCCUGAAGGGAUAUUUUUGGAAUGCAUUUAUUUGAAAGCCCUUGAUCGGUCGUGCAGAAUAUUCUAAUGUUAUUUUCACACUUGAUAAAUUAUCCAAUUAAUUUCUUUGGUGAGAAUGUAAUUUUGGGCUCAUUUUGUUUAUGUAAGGUUCCAGCCGCUGAAGCAGCUAUGUAAUUUAGCAUAUAAACCACUAAAUUAGGAACUAAGAGAUAAAUUUUACUGCUGACUGACCAUGGAAAAACCAGUUUUCUUUGUGCUGUUUUAUCUACCUAUAAUGUGGGGACAAGAAUCCGAAAUUUAAAUAUUAUUAUGUAAUAGAUAAUGUUUAUUAAUGCUUAGAUCUGUGUUAGAAGCCACUUUAUGAACCCAGAGAAGCCUCUUAGAAUUUUGUAACUGUUUGGGACUGGAAUGAAAUGUAACUUUUGAAAAAUUGAAACUUCUAGUGGUCAAAGCAUCUUAUCAGAAAACCUUCUGUUGCUCAGAAACUGUGUUGCCAGCGAAUUUGUAAGUAGUCUUCAUUAUUCAUUUGGAUUCUGAAAUACAUGCUUUAUAAGAGAAAGCGAAUGUCAGAUGAGUGUUGGGUCAUGGUACUCAACACUGAAAAUGAAUGUCCGGUUUAAAGGAAAGUUGUACUGAAGGUUUUAAAAGUAUCCCCUCCCUAAGCCAGGCUCUCGCAGCUGCUUUGCCUCAGACCAUCUCCACCAGGAGAAAACAGCCAGACUGCAAGGCUGGCAGAGAGGCAGAGGCGGCUCCCGCACCCCGUCUCAUAGAUAAGUGUGACCCGUGCCUUAUCAUCAUGCUAUGAAUGUAAAUUCACAUUUAUCUCACCAAAGCAGCUGGAGUUUUUACUUUAACCGUGUCUUAGUCAUUGCAAGGAUAUGACCAAAGCAAUGUUCCUUGAAUGACACCUUUUUGAAUGUAAAUUUAGCAAACAUCCCAGACUGAUGUAUCUUCCCCUCUCCUGUCUAUUGUUUCAAGAGCCUUUAUAUUUCAAGAAUAUCUUUACAAAAAGAGUACUCUUGAUUGAAAUGAAAUAUCUGUUAAAAUAUAAGCAAUAUCCCAAAUGGUGUUUAAUAAAAUAACCAGAGUGCUUUGA